AGCCCGCAGCGCUGCACGCACUUCCUCAUUGGCAGAGACGGCAAAAGGUUUUCACACCAGCGACGUUUGUGUCAGACAGAAACCGUACCGCGGGUUUCGUUUGUUCACCUGUCGAGCCUCGCAAAUGUCGAAGCCACCUCCGAAGCCGGCCAAACCAGGCCAAGUCAAGGUGUUCCGAGCGCUAUUCACCUUUGACCCCAGAACGCCAGACGAGCUGUUCUUUGAGGAAGGAGACUUUCUGUAUAUCUCUGACACAACUGACAGUAACUGGUGGAAGGGGACGUGCCGAGGAAGGACGGGACUCAUUCCGAGUAACUAUGUGGCUGAACAGGCGGAGUCCAUCGACAAUCCAAUGCACGAAGCAGCCAAACGAGGCAAUCUGAGCUGGCUGAGGGAAUGUGUGGAGAACAAGGUUGGAAUCAAUGGGCUCGAUAAAGCGGGAAACACGCCGCUCUACUGGGCGUGUCACGGGGGACACAAAGAAGUGGUGGAGGUGCUGCUGAGCCAAACCAACGUGGAGCUCAACCAGCAGAAUAAACUUGGCGACACCGCUCUGCACGCUGCUGCCUGGAAGGGUUACUCUGACAUUGUGGAAAUGUUGCUGAACAAGGAUGCGAGGACGGACGUCAGGAACAACGAGAAUAAACUGGCCCUGGAGAUGUCCACCAACCCAAUGUGUGCUUCACUUCUCAAAAAGAAGCAGGCAGGCAACACCACGCGCUUACACAGCAACGCUGAAGAGUAUUUGGAUGAUGAGGACUCGGACUGAGCUGGCCGGGUCAAAACAUCUUCACUGUAUUCCAUUAUUUUUUGGGGAGGGGGUCGUGGAGUUUAGAGAGAUUUAUUACAGACCAAAAAUGGAUUUGCUGCUCCCUUUUAAACUGUAACUGCAUUUUAGUUCCAUUAUUUUGUGCAAACACCUCAGCAUCACCGCAUUGUCCGCUUUGAAGUGAGGCGUUUCAGAACCUACCAUGGAUUUAUCUGUGAUGUUGUCAUGGAGAAAGCGGCAAAGCACUAAGAACACAUUCCAGACAUGCAUAUUGUGUGUUUAACCCAUUUCCACUGGGCAUUAAAGUGCCAGCGCAGAUUAAAAGAUUGGUCUGGUUUGUGUCUAGUUAAGUUUGAAUGCUCCACCUGAAUCACUGAACCACAGAAUCCCCCUAAAGGAAUUGUAAAUGCCUUAUCUCUUACAGCUUGCUAUCAAAAAUGUAACUGUACAUCUGGGAGGCAACGCAACGUUUGCAUUUAACCUUAAUAUUUCUUCUUUUAAACCCAAUGAGAUGUUCUUGUGUGGUAACCUGCUUGAAACACGCCUUCCCCUCCAUCACAUCAUGAAAGUCACCUGCAUAUCACAUGUUUGGAUCGGUUAUAACACCUGCAAUUCAACCCCUGUAAAACAGACUUUAGGUAACUUUUAAUCUUUUGAUGGUGUUUUUUCCAUUCUGGGAGCGUUUUCUUUGCUUCUCUCCCAAACAUUUAAUAUAUAUAAAAUGUCUAUACCCAGAUAUAGAUAUAUGUUUAAGUGCCUUAACUGUGACAAAGAGUGUCUUCUGUUAUCUAUCAAUGUGAUCCUGCUUUUGUCUUGAGGUUAUGAAUUACUUAAAAUAUUUUUUUUUCUUCUAGAUUUCUAUCUGCUCUUUAAUCUACAAUAAAAUAUUUUUAACUUAA
This is a messenger RNA of Gasterosteus aculeatus aculeatus (three-spined stickleback), 1668 nucleotides long. RefSeq names its product osteoclast stimulating factor 1 (gene ostf1). Gene Ontology annotation, molecular function: protein binding. The record is from RefSeq and is a predicted model, not a curated record. Gene Ontology annotation, biological process: signal transduction. NCBI's taxonomy places the organism in Eukaryota, Metazoa, Chordata, Actinopteri, Perciformes, Gasterosteidae.